ACGACCACAACAUAAUGGCAGCCACCUUGUCAGAAAUAUUUUUGCUUCCAGUUUCUGAAGAAUGAGAUCGCGUAGGUCUAAAACGACGACCACAACAUAAUGGCAGCCACCUUGUCAGAAAUAUUUUUGCUUCCAGUUUCUGAAGAGUUUAUCAAAGACAAAGAUGAGAAAGUAUGUGUGGUAUCAAUUGUUGGCAAAUCCGCCUUGAGCUAUUCAAGAUGUAAGGCCUCCAUGCUCAAUCCUAUUUUCAACAUGGAUAUGUUUGGGAAUACAUCACAGGACACCAAUGGAAAUCGCUCCGAAGAUCACAGCCAGUUUCUCAUCGAAGGUUACUACGACAGUCAGAAGCGUGUGGUCUACCUGCAUAUGAUUUCACCGUACGAUACCUUUACUCUAGCAGAACUGUGCAAGAAGGUGGAGAAGGAUGUUGAGGACCAGGGUUUUCAUAAAGCAUGGUAUGAACAGGAUCACAAGUAUGCCAAAGCUUUACUCUUCAUCUUCUCUGUAUCGCACAUCAUUUUGUUGUCCCAGCCUGGUUCCUCCUUUGACAUCUCAUAUGUGAGGCUUUUCAGGACUUUGGAUACUAUCAGGGUAAAGCUGCAGCCUUCCAUAACAGACCAACUAAAGGUGUUCCCAAUCUCAAAGGAGUGGAUGAUUGCUGGGAGGCCGUGCAGUCCACGUGUCCUGUUCAUCUUUGAGAAUCAUAGCUUGGAGUUAGCAGCUUCAAAUGGGGGCGCUGGCGAUGGUGUUGAUCUCACUCGGUCGAAAACUAUGAAAUCGCCAGCCAUUGCUAUCAAGAAACUGCAACACGCAGUUGAGGAUCAAAUAUACAGAAUUCUUAGGAAAUCUAGAGUGAUCACAAAUAUAAGUAACAACUCAUUAUUUGCCGUGCCAGCCAAUGAGGAAUUUGUCUACAUUCAUUCAUCCAAGCCAGAGAUUGACGAUCAUGUCAACUUCUACUUGAAUCAUCUACGAAACAUGUGCCAAAGUAGCAAGGAAACAGAAGGUCCACGCAUCCACAGCUACCAGACGACACGACGUAGCCUGCAGGGCUCCCUAAGCAUCGACUCAAAUCGGUCAACAUCAUCCAUGAAACCCUCCGCCGAACAUGGUCUAAAAGACUUCCUGUGGCAUCACAUAGACUUGGCAAUGACGAAGGGCUUUGAUGAUAAUGUUGGAAGAAAUCCAGUGUCUGCAUUGUUUGAGUUGCCAACUGCUGAGACAUGGUUCCUGAUCAGCAACAAGCUACAUCAGUUCUUUCUCUCCGACUUGAAGGAAGGUCAGGCAAGGGCAAGCUUCAACACAUUGAAAUCACUAUUGGAGAUUGAUACAAGAUUUUCUGAAAGUCGAUGCCACAAAGUGCUUUCCCCUGCUGAGGGUGCAUACCAGGAGGGUCUCCCCCAAUACUACCCCCAGAGUUACCACCUGAACAAGUUGGCACAGGCCCGCCAUGUUUUUCUUCAGAAUGCCCGGGGGCCUGCCUGUGAUAAGUAUCUAGUACAACUUGACGAAGCCUGUGAGCGGAUAUGGAAAAAUGGACGCCGACAAUGUGAGGCUAUUAGCUUGACUGGCAAUCCAUGUCUGAAUGAGCUUCACAAACUGUUGGAAGCGGAUCCUGAUGAUAACAUCCCUGUCAUGGCUCACUCGAGUAAGAUCAAAAUGAAGUCAUUCUGUAACUGUGGAAGGAAACAGGCAGAACGAGAUGAUCCUUUUGACCACAGGGCUGCAAAUUAUGAAUUUUAUGAAAACUUUGAACAGACCUGCUGUAACAAAUUAGACCAUGUGGAACUGCCCAUCUUUAAGCCAAGCACGUCGGAGGUGAAAGCAGGAAGGGUACAGUUGGCGAGAGAUACCACCAAGUCUCCAGUCAGCAGAAAGGACUCCACAAAACUAGAUGUGACAGCUCAUAUGUCCAAUUUAAGUUUGGCACUAAGUUUAGGUCAGUCAGGAGGAAGUGACCUCUACGGCCACCAUGGCGGACAGAGUGGCCGCAGUGACAAGAGUGCUGCAGAGGUACCACUGGCAGAGGCCCGCCAGUCAUCUAGUGAUCCGGAUCAUGAAGAAGAAGCCGAAAAUGAAGCUGAUGCUGAGGCAGAUGUGGAAGUAGAGAACGAAAGUGAGGCUGAUGUUGAGGCCGAAAUUGAGAAUGAGGCUGCAGUUGAAGAGGCUGAGGUGGAAGAGAAUGCAGAACCUGCGGUGUUUGAUGAUGAGCCACUUGCGGACAUAAGUACAUUUUCAGAGCGCCAGCCAUUUCGCCAGAUUUCUACGACUGAGUACCAUCCCGGUAUGAUCCAUACAAUGAGCCCCCCGGGCCUGCUGCCAAAGUUUCCGUCAUGGUCCCUGGUUACAAUUGGGCGCUACACUUCUUAUUCUCAUGCGCAAGGCCUCGAUCAGUCUGGUUUCCUCCACGGCACUAACUUCCUGCUGCCCUGGGACAUCCAUCUCAAGGUUGACAAGGAGAGAUGGCCGGCUGUGUCCGAGUCAUCAAAGAAAUCCAAGGGAAAGAAGGGACAUAAAGAAUCUGGUGAAGUUAGCCUAAAAGUGUUUGUCGGUCUUGAGUAUGAAUGUCCGAGAGGUCAUCGAUUCUUCAUGUCCACUCCAGAUAAGGUCAUCAAGUCAAACAGUGGAUCAUCAUUGAAGGAGAGUGCCAACAAGCUGCUGGGCUCAGACAUGCCGCUUUACUUCUCCUGCCAGUGUAGCUCCAAGGGUUACAUGGGCCAGCUCAUGCGAGUGUUUGUGGCUGCCCCAGAAGGCCCGAUGCAGGUGACGUUAAACCCACAGGUCAGGCCAAACCCUCCACCAUGCCCAGUGUUCUACCCUGGUAAUGAUCAGCCCAUAAAACUUCCACAGGGAAUGGUCAGCGUGCUGCGAUUACCAUAUGUGUACAUGGGUGAAAAUGGCCCCUGCGUCAUUCCCAAUGACCCACGGCAACUUGCUGAGUGCAUGAUAAUGAAAGGCCUGUUCAGCUAUCUGGAGAUCAACCAAAAAUGAAGGUACUUUCAAGGUCAACCUGUGAAGGAAGAGUUAAAAUUUGUACCUGUUUGUCGACUGUGGCAAGGGGCUCAGGGUUGAAAACCUUGUAAUGUUAUGUGUAAUUCAUGUGAAAUGAAGGUUGGUUGCGAGUGUAACAGUUUAACUGAAGACUCUUCUCAAAGUUCUGGAGAAAGUUACAUGUGUCAAAAUCUAUAAGGUGGAAAACUUUGUUUACAUGUAAUGAUAUUAAAGAGACUUCAUGUGUCUGAACUGUGGACUCCUGAAGCGAAGGAACUACCAGAAGUUCAAUACGUGAAGAAGGUCCAUGAAAACACAACCUUGUCUCGCUUAGUUCCAGUUUAUGUCAGAUGGGGCGCUGUGUUUAGCUUCUUGGUAGACCAGCUAUAAGGAUGGAAUAGCCGUUGGCCCAUAGGACUUAAAGGGGGAGAUCUAGCUGUUUUAGGGCAGUUGUAGGAAUUGGAAUUUCAGGUGUCGGACAACAGAUUGCAGUUGUCUGUUAAAUGAGAGCACCUCAUUUCAAGAUAGUGAUUCCAGUGCAAUCAAAUUUAUUGGAGUGGUCAGUGAAGCAUGACGCCAUGAAAUCAUUGCAUAACCUAGAAAACUAUCAAAUAGUUAUUUUGUUCUUCGUCAAACAUCCGGACUGUGGGUGGGUGGCAAACGUCCGGACUAUGGGUGCGUGGCAGUGUUGGGUUGUUCGACCCUGUUUGUUGCCGAACUGUUGCAGAUGAAUUAUUAGCUAGUUGUAGUGCGAGUUAUUAACUGAUGACGGGCCACCAAAGCCUGCAUUCAACUAAUCAAUGGUCAAGCGAGACGAAGGGAUUGCUUUGGUUUCCAUGUGACUUCAACAUGGAAGGCCUUUGUGUACUCCCGGUGUAAAGCCUAGUUUGGCCAUGGCCUACUUGAUUUUUCAAUCGAGAUAUGGACAACGCGAUCAAAUUGACACCAUGUUGGAUUUGACUGAACAGAGCCAUGGCCAAAGAGAGUUUUUGCCAUCUAUCGUGUGGACAAUUUAUGGAAUUUUAGGUAUGAUACUAUCAAAAGUAUACAAGAGGAAGGGAUCGAGUAUCUUUAUUUUUCCGUCCGAUUGUCCUUACAGAAAUUGUUGUUUGUAAUUAAACCUUACAUAACCAAUUCCAAGCGAACCGGACCGACGCCGAAGACACUUUUUCGGCUUCUCUUCUCACCAUUUCACCCUUCCCUGCCAAGUUCCUAAUUUAGCAGCUCAACAGCACUUGCUUUAUAAUACUCGACUAUUUUUUAAAUAAAACUGCAAAAUUGAACUCUAUAAGUCAAUUUUAAAAACUCACAAUUGGUUAACUAAUAACUGGUUCCAACAGCCUGAUUCAACUAAUUACUCGUCCUGCAACUAAUUUCUCAAAACAAUGAGAAAAUAUAUUGUCGAAGUCCAAAUGCAAUCUCGAUAUUUUUCUCGACCUCGCUGAUGCCAAUGACCAUGGGGAAUGUUCCAUCUCAAAUCCCAGUCCUAGGCCUAGCGAGGAUUGAUGCAUGCCAAAUUGCUGAUCCUCUUCACACUCGUUAAUAUCUGCCAUUGUUUAUGCAUGUCCUGUCUAAAAUAUUCGAUAAACAAGGCCUAAAGAGGUGGCGAACGACUACCGAACGAUUACUUCAGUCACGUGACCUAUUUUUGCGGGAAUUGACGACAGUGCGCGGCCAUGCUCUUUUCUCGAAACGGGGCUAACUGUCUUUGGGCCUCGAUUUUACGCUUAUUUCUAGGGUUUACCACUUAAAGUCUUUCUGACUAUUCUAUACAUCUUUAACUUCGAUCUGCUACCAGUUUGGGGACAAGACCAAUUAAAUUGACUAUCUUAUCUUCUUUUUAAAUCAAGUAUCUUUAUUUUUCCGUCUGAUUGUCCUUACAGAAAUUGUCGUUCGCAAUUAAACCUUACAUAAUUCGAAGCGAACCGGACCCUCGCCGAAGACACUUUUUCGGCUUCUCUUCUAACCACCUAUACUUAGAUUAAUAUCUAUAUGCGGACAAUUUUGUCCCUCGUGAAAGGUGCUUCUUAGAGAUGAUACAGAAAUCAUGUUUUAAUUUGGUGGUGCCAGUUUCACCAAGAAUAUGUAGAAAUUUGUGGUCAGAACGAUGCUUUACAAAGUUGGGUAAGAACUACAUGUAAGUAUGUUAUUCAUGUGCCAUUUGUAAGGGAUGUUGAAAUAUGGUCAAUAAAUA
Lineus longissimus is the source of this 5185-nucleotide messenger RNA. RefSeq names its product nonsense-mediated mRNA decay factor SMG8-like. The coding region runs from base 100 to 2991 and encodes 963 amino acids. The transcript has 20 exons. NCBI's taxonomy places the organism in Eukaryota, Metazoa, Nemertea, Pilidiophora, Heteronemertea, Lineidae. Gene Ontology annotation, biological process: nuclear-transcribed mRNA catabolic process, nonsense-mediated decay. The record is from RefSeq and is a predicted model, not a curated record.